Nymphaea colorata (pocket water lily) is the source of this 1737-nucleotide messenger RNA. RefSeq lists its product as uncharacterized. NCBI's taxonomy places the organism in Eukaryota, Viridiplantae, Streptophyta, Magnoliopsida, Nymphaeales, Nymphaeaceae. Bases 84 to 1649 code for a protein of 521 amino acids. Gene Ontology annotation, molecular function: glycosyltransferase activity. The transcript has a single exon. The record is from RefSeq and is a predicted model, not a curated record.
CAAUGGCAGCCGCUUAUGAACUAGAGCUGCAUCGAAGUUGAAGCUUUGCCUCGCUUCCCACACUUCCCAGACGUGAGCUCACGAUGGGAUCCAAGGCUCUGCAACCCUCUGCUCCAACAAUAAGAAAGCUCCAUUCCUCCACCUCCGCCGCCGCCGCCGCCACAACCACCACCGCCACCUCCGCCUCUACUUCAAUCUGCUUCUUGAGCACCAUCAUCCUCCCCGCUUCCCUCCUCUUUGCAUUCCUUCUCCUUCUCCACACAAACACCACCACCACCAUCUACUCGUCGUCAUCAUCACUCUCCGCCGUCGCCUCCUCCCGCACUGCCACCAGCCCCCCAGGCGCCCGCAACUGGACCGGCGACCUCCGCUUCGCCAACUUCGCUUGGAACAAGCUCUGUUUCGGCCCCGUGAAAGAGAGAUUCCGCCUCGCCGCCUUCUCCAAGAAAUGGCCCGUGGGCGCCGUGCCGGGCGGCAUGGAGCGCCACGCCCACGGCCUCUACACGGCGCUCGCCCUCGCCGGCCAUACCGUCCACGUCUUCACCGCCCCGUCCGACCGUGCUCCGCAGAGGCUCGACCGCAUCUCCGACGGCAACCUCCACGUCCACUUCGCGUCGAACGGCGGGGGCAUGUUCGACGACCGCGCGGCCUGGAAGCUCUUCGCCGACGAGAACAAGAGCCUUCCCUUCGACCUACUGCACACCGAGAGCGUGGCGCUGAAGCCCUCUCUGGCCCGCGAGGUGCCGAACAUCGCCGCGACCUGGCACGGCAUCGCCUACGAGAUCCUGCACUCCGACCUCUUCCAGGACCUGAUCCGGGGGCCCGGCGAGAGCCGGUCCGCCGACGCCGAUGCACGGAUCCUCAGGGCCUUUCCAAAGCUUCUAGAAGAGAUCAGGUUCUUCACCUCCUAUAAGCACCACAUCGCCAUUAGCGACAGCGUCGGCGAUAUUCUCACCAACAUAUACCAAUUGCCCCGAGAGAACGUUCACAUCAUCCUCAAUGGCGUCGACCAUGAGAACUUCUACCACGACCCGAAGAUGGGAGCAAGAUUCCGGCAGGAAUUUGGGGUGCCGACCAACGCUCGGCUGGUGAUGGGCGCGUCCGGCAGGUUGGUCAGGGAUAAAGGCCACCCACUGCUUUUCCGGGCCUUCUCCGCCAUAAGAGAGCGCCACCCAGAUGUGUAUUUGCUCGUGGCUGGGUCCGGACCAUGGGAGAAGCGUUACAGGGAGCUGAAGCCCAACGUCAAGCUUCUGGGGCCUCUGAAACCGUCCAGGCUGGCGGAGUUCUACAACGCGCUCGACGUGUUCGUCGACCCGACGCUGAGGCCGCAGGGGCUGGACCUGACGCUAAUGGAAGCCAUGCACUGCGGGAAGCCGCUGCUGGCCACCAAUUUCCCCAGCAUCACCGGCAGCGUCGUGCUGAACGAAGGGUUUGGGUACACUUUCGCUCCCAAUGUGAAGUCGCUGACGGAGGCCAUGGAGGCGGCGAUUUGGGACGGGCCGGCGGAGCUGGCCGGAAAAGGGAUGACGUGCAAGGAGUACGCGCUCUCCAUGUUUACUGCUCGGAAGAUGGCUUCUGCUUAUGAGAGGUUUUUCCUUUGCCUGAAAGAUGUAAAGUACUGCCGGUAUCCAUUGGAGACCGACUGCUGAGUUCUUCCAUUCCCCGACCAUUUUUUUCGCCUUUGAAUUUCUUGGUAUUGUAUACUGCAGAUUAAAGAUGAGUCUCAAAGUUGAUCUA